Messenger RNA from Ochotona curzoniae (black-lipped pika), 3121 nucleotides. RefSeq names its product potassium voltage-gated channel subfamily C member 1-like. The record is from RefSeq and is a predicted model, not a curated record. The transcript is spliced from 4 exons. Gene Ontology annotation, biological process: protein homooligomerization; potassium ion transmembrane transport. Lineage: Eukaryota; Metazoa; Chordata; Mammalia; Lagomorpha; Ochotonidae. Bases 91 to 1788 code for a protein of 565 amino acids. Gene Ontology annotation, cellular component: neuronal cell body membrane; voltage-gated potassium channel complex; axon. Gene Ontology annotation, molecular function: protein binding; delayed rectifier potassium channel activity.
AUCAGGAACAAGAGGCUCCUAGAAAACUCCAGCUCGUCCUCGCCAGCUCUUCUAUGAGCACACCCUGGGCCUGGGCCCUGAGAUCUCUCGAUGCAGGAGCAGCCACGAACUCCCGAGGCGGCGGCUACGCCGGCCACGCGAGCCACACCACCCGCGCCACCACCCCCGGCUCCACCACCCAACCAACUGCCUCAGGUCCCUACUCUGCCAGUUUUUGUGGACCAUGCAAAACAGCCAAGCAAGGAACUCAUUAAACCCAAAGCCAUUUUUGGGCGCCCAGUAGAGAGACCCACAGAGGCUGUUGCGGCUGAUGCUGCUGGUGGCGCUGCUGCUGAGGAAUGCCCGGGACCAGGUGCCAGGGGAACUGGAGUGAAAAACCAUCGCUGUCAGCGGAUCCGAGCCAGCCGAGACGCAGGCUCACGGUUUGCCAUGGAGGGCUCGGAUGAUAAACUGAUCCUGAAUGUGGGGGGCAUGCGUCACGAGACCUACAUCAGCACCGUGCGGGCCUUUCCAGGCACCCGCCUCUACAAGCUGACCGAGCCACCACCACCUGGCACUCCAGCUGCUCAGGGUCCACCGGUCCGGGAGUUUUUCUUUGACCGAAAUCCUGAGCUCUUUGGCUAUGUGCUGGGCUACUACCGAACUCGGCAGCUGCACUGCCCUGCUGACGUCUGUCGGGAUGUCCUAGAGGAGGAGUUGGCUUAUUGGGGCCUGGCGGAAGCGCCACUGGCACCUUGCUGCUGGCUCAAGCUAAGUGGCAGGGAGAUCCGUACGCAGGAUUUCCUCUCCUGGGAGGCCUGUGAGAAUGCCCACGUGGAUGAGCGUCUUCUGCAGAACCCCAUUGAAGGCCAGGGACUGCGGAAUUCGUGGAAACCAUGGCUUUGGGUGCUUCUCGAUCAACCCCGGUCUUCCCUAGGGGCCAAGUGCCUUUCCCUGAUCUCUACACUCUUUGCUGUAUGUGCCCUGGUCAUCUUCUUCCAAGAGACAGAGGUCCACCUGGAUUACUUCUCAGCCAACUUCACUCCUAUGGGACAUGGGGUCAGCGCUAGGGGCAACCAGCAGCAGCUGCAGAAGCACCUGCCACCGCCUCAACAGCAGCAGCAGGACCAUGGUCUAGUUUUCCACCGUGCGCCCCACCUGCUCUAUCUGGAAUUGCUCUGUGCCCUUUGGUUUGGAACUGAGCUCUUUGCUCGGGCCAUUUCCUGCCCUGAUAAGGUGCGCUUCCUCUGCAGCCCUCUUAACCUGGCUGACAUUUUCUGUUUGUUCCCUGUGCUAGUGGAACUGGUGUUGGGUGACAAGGCUGAAAAGCAGCCCCGCCUAAGCCUAACCCUCGGGGCCAUUCGCUCUCUCUAUGUCCUCAAGUUGGUUCGCCUCCUGGGAUUCCUGGAAAAGUCCCUAGCCCUAAGAGUUCUGGUUCACACUCUGCAUUCAUCCUGGAAAGAGGUGUGUGCCUUUCUCCUGAUUUGGGUGGCUGAAAUCUUAUUUUUUGGCUCACUCCUCCUCUAUGGAGAGCUCUUAGGCAUGUCCACCCCAGGUCAGGGGGAGCCCCAUUUUGGAGACAUCUUUACAUGUCUGUGGUGGACUGUCAUAACACUCACCACCGUUGGCUAUGGUGACAUCUAUCCCCUCUCGGCUCUGGGUCAGCUGACUGCUGCAGUCACAGCCACGGUGGGCAUGUGCACUGGUGUCUUGCUGGUGCCCGUGCUCCUGGUCCGCUUCCAGCGCUAUUAUGCAGUAGCCCUGGCUCACCAGAAACUGAGACCCAGAAGAAACCAUUGGGCACACUGAUCAAAAGAGGUGGACCUCAUCCUUCCUUUCUUCCUCUUGCCAAUUUUUAGUUACAGAUAAAGAUUUUUGGCUUUGCACUUGGCAAAGAACCCUUCAGGAAUAGCCCCAGAUUCUUGGUAACUCAGGAUCAGUUAACCAAGGCCUAUAGAUCAGGUUCCUCCUCAUUAUUUAGGGAGGAAAGGGAUUAGGAGCAAGUCUAAGCCUCAUCUUCCCCCUGCCUUACUCUCGGGCCUUCUCUUAAUUUCAGAAUGACCAGGAAGAAUAAAGUGUCAUUCCUCCUGGAUUGGUGCUAUUAUCCCCUUCUCAACUAACUUCCCUUCCUCCCCCUUAUCCUUGAAUAAAACCCCUUACCCCAACCAAACCCCAGUCUAGAUAGGGGACUUUCGAGUGGUGGUAGCUAUAGGUUGUCAACAUCAGUUGCCUAUGGAUAUAAAUGGUGAUUGGCUGUGAGCAUUGAUAGCAAUUUUUCUGUGAUUAUUUGACAGCAACUGGUUAUGGCUAUUGAUGACGAUUGGUACCUUCAGUACCCAGACAGAGCCAGAUUGUAGCAUUGCUCUCUGUACUGCUUCUUAGAGCCACAAGGAGGCUUUUGAAGAUUCUCAGAGACUUCAACCAGAUGCAGAUCAGCCAGAUCUGAACCUGAAGUACUCUAACUCCAUGACCUCUUCAUGCCAUUUUAUUCUUGUCCAAUCCUCCUCAUCUUUUUUUUUAUUAUGAUUAUUUUCGUAGUAUUUCAGUUAUAGUAUUAGCCAUUAUUAAUCGCAAUACAGUAGUCAAUAUUAACCACAUUAUCUCAGCCACAGUAACAGUAUAUAGUCACUCAUAGACAUGAAAUGUUAUUGUUGCACAUUGCAUGGACAGGAACGAGGAAACUGGGAUCAUUAGCAAGAGUAGGUAGGCAAUUUCCUCUUCCAGUUUUUAAAAAAUGUAUUUCUUGAUUUUACUCAUUUACAAUUCUUUUUUUUUUUUUCUGAACACUUUUCAGUACCCACAACGGGUCUACCUCCAAUCCUCGCUGCUAUUGAACAUACUCAAAUUCUCUCCUCUCUCUCCCCCCUCUCCUCUUUUUCUUCUUCUUCUAACUACCUGCAUGCUCUUCCCUCCCAGCUUUACUUGUGGUGCCCCCCCACUGUGCACCUCUCUUGGAAACUUCCAGGAGGGAGAAAUGGGACCUCCUCGGGUCUGACUUCAAAUCAAGCCACUGGUUUGUCUGAGGAAGUACACCAGGCCCCUGGGCUCUGCUGGGAGGUUGAAGUGAAGCCUCACUAUUGCAGAAGCUGUGAGCAUGAAUUCUGUUUACAAAACAUUUAAAUAAAAUAUCCUUUGAAAUUUU